AUGAAGCAUGAAUUCAUAACCCCUAUACAGUCAAUACAGAGUCGCCGCAAAUCAUGUUUCUUUAAGCUUCAAGAUAUUGAUGAAGGCAGGGUUACAAGAGAGAGAGGCAAGAGCUUGAGUCUCAGUCCUAAUUCACGUAAAACUGUUUCCAAGGUCAUUGCUCCUAAGCCUGCAGCAACAACGGCUCUUCAAGAUGGAGAAAAACCAGUAUCGGCAAGGAAACCAUUGAAACAUGGGAGAGUCGUCGGUAGCAGGUACAAUCAGUUUCCCAAUCAGAGCAAUGUGAGUUUCACGGUAAGCGACGCUCAAAAGCAGGAGAGCAACAAGCACGAUAAGAGGUGUGUUUCAAAUGAACGGAUAGUUGAUUCGUGCAAGAAUGAAAAGAGUGAGAACAGAAUGAAGAAGUGGGAAAUUCCGAGUGAAGUGAUCAUUCUAAAGGAAGAAUCACCGCAGUCAAUAGGUAAGAUCAAUGAUCUUCUUCCAAAGAUUAGGACUGUGAGGGUUUGGCAUGAAAGUCCUCGGGCUUCAGGGCCAGCCAAAAGAGUGGCAGAAUUGAUGGGAAGGAAACCAUACUUUAGUAUGGAGGAAGAAACAGAGAACUCUGUUCGUCAGGCUCUGAGUCUUGCAGAAGGAGAUGGUGAGAAAGAGUGA
Molecule: messenger RNA, 651 nt
Organism: Hibiscus syriacus
Lineage: Eukaryota; Viridiplantae; Streptophyta; Magnoliopsida; Malvales; Malvaceae
Exons: 2
Coding region: 1-651 (216 amino acids)
Source: RefSeq, a predicted model, not a curated record